Molecule: messenger RNA, 8743 nt
Organism: Panicum virgatum (switchgrass)
Lineage: Eukaryota; Viridiplantae; Streptophyta; Magnoliopsida; Poales; Poaceae
Product: DNA repair protein UVH3-like
Exons: 14
Coding region: 4360-8547 (1395 amino acids)
Biological process (GO): nucleotide-excision repair
Cellular component (GO): nucleus
Molecular function (GO): DNA endonuclease activity; single-stranded DNA binding
Source: RefSeq, a predicted model, not a curated record
GGCCACGUGGGGAGGCAGGCCCGGAUGGAAUUUGCGGCUGAGCAGUAUCGGAUCCGAUUCGGGAUAUCGUGUAAGCGGUGGCCGUGUCUCCUAACUAGGUGCGCUGCAUGCACAUAGAUUAGCAAAACAGAUUCGUUCGUGAGGACCUAGGUAUCUGGGGUUGGGCGACCGCGGCGGCGAUUUUCGUCGCCGGGGGUUUUCUGAUCGGAUCGGUUACCGGUGAUCAUCUCCCCGACAUCUGCUCACUACUCGGCCUGACCACGGGGCCGGCUAGUUCGGCUGCCCGGCCUUGGUAGCGUCAGAUUAGGGCUUCGUGAUCCGGUUGUCGGUUGGAACGAGGAUGAUGGUGGAGUUUUCAAAGACGAAGAGAAGCAAGGAGGACGUGGGUGUGCAGGUGCUGCUCCAGAAGCUGCGCAUGAAUGAUGAUGAGAAGCAGGGAGUGUUCUUGGCCAAAGAGGGGGCAAAGCUGAUAACGGUGAAAGGUUUCAGCGUGACUUCACUAAAGAACAAGAUGCUAUCUGCAUGGUUUCUAACUCGUGAGGUCUUCUUUUGCCCGAUUGGAAACAACAUGUUCAUGGUUCAGGCUUUCUGCUUGGGUGUUUGGAAGGGAAUUAGGAGGGAGGUGACAAAGGCGGGCUAUGAAGCGCUACCUACAAAUAACGGGGCGGGCUCCUAUGAGGAGCGCCGCAAGUCCCAAUGAGUUGCCUCAGUUGGAAUUGUCGCGGACUCGGCAACGCCGCGACAAUUAAGGAGCUUCGCGAGCUAGCGAAGGAUGUUGCCCCGUCGGUGGUAUGUGUCCUGGAGACUCAGGUGCACAAGACACGGGUGGAAGGACUGAAGCAGACACUUGGUUUUGAUAAUUCUUUUGCUGUCAGUAGUUCGGGCCGUAGUGGCGGAUUUUGUAUUUUUUGGAACAAUAAUAUAAGAGUGACAUUGUUGCCUUACUCUCAGUACCAUAUUGAUGUUUUAGUCCAGGAAGGGGAUGGUGACCCGUGGCGCUUGACUUGUGUUUACGGGUAGGCACAAACAAAUGAGAGGCACAAGACGUGGGAUAUGUUGAAACAUAUUAAGUCAUCAUCACACCUUCCUUGGUUGUGUAUUGGUGACUUCAAUGAAGUGCUACAUCGAACGGAACACAUAGGCGUACAGGAGAGAAGCCAUGCUCAAAUUGCUGGUUUUCGUGAGAUGGUGGAUGUAUGUGGCUUCAAUGACUUAGGUUAUGAAGGUCACAGUUGGACGUAUGAAAAGAAGGUAGCUGGGGGAUCCUUUUGUCGGGUGCGCCUGGAUUGCGCGCUGGCAACCCCGGACUGGAGCGUGCGUUUCCCUUUGGCGAAGUGCAAGCAUAUGUCGGCGGCCGCUUCAGAUCAUGUGCCGAUUUUGCCAAGUUGGAGGUCUGAGGAGCCGCGGCCUCGAGGGAAGAAACUAUUCAGGUAUGAAGUUAUAUGGGAAUCCCAUGCUGAGUUUUCUAAUUCUCUGCUUGAGUCAUGGCAGAAGGAGGAUGAGGCGACGACCCUGCAGGAAUUACAGAGCAAAUUGAAAAAAGUUUCUAGCCAUCUUGUGAGGUGGGACCGGAACACAUUUGGGCAUGUACGCAGGGAGCUGCGCAAGUUGAAACAAGAGCUAGAGCGGCUACAGUCCGACCCGCAGCGGACGGGUCCAACUCAUGCGGAGCUCAAGAUCAGGGAGAAAAUUCUAGAACUGAACCAUAGAGAAGAAAUAAUGUGGAAGCAACAUUCUAGAAUUUUGUGGCUUUCUGCAGGUGAUAGAAAUACUAGGUUUUUUCACAUCUUAGCUAGCAGAAGGAGGAGGAGGAGAAACAUGAUUGCUAGAUUGAAAAAACCAGAUGGACAGGUUACAAAAAAUGUCCAGGAGAUGAGGGAUCUAGCAACUAGUUUCUACAGGGAGUUGUAUACUUCGGAGGGGACCAGUAAUAUGGAUGCAGUGUUGAAUACAGUCCCAAACUCCCAACGAAGCUUACUUGCAGCCUUUUCAGAGAAGGAAGUUAAGGAAGCUUUGUUCCAGAUGUUUCCGACAAAGUCCCCGGGGCCCGACGGUUUUCCGGCACACUUCUUCUAGCGACAUUGGGACUUAUGUGGAACUGAAGUUACCUCUAUAGUGUUGAGGAUUUUGAGAGGGGAGGAUGAAGCUACAUCAAUAAACGAUACAUUUAUUGUUCUAAUCCCCAAGGUGGCAGAUCCAGAGGAGUUGGGCCAGUUUAGGCCAAUAAGCCUUUGUAACGUCCUGUAUAAGAUCGCUUCAAAGGUUGUUGCGAACAGGCUGAAGCAAAUUUUGCCUGAGGUUAUAUCAGAAGAGCAGUCUGCUUUUGUUCCUGGGCGUCUUAUUACAGAUAACAUAAUCUCGGCAUAUGAAUGUUUGCAUUUUAUGAAGAGGAAAAAGCCUCGUGGAUCUAGAUGUUGUGCUCUGAAGUUGGAUAUGAGGAAAGCUUAUGACCGAGUUGAGUGGGACUAUCUGCGAGCAAUCAUGCUCCGUUUGGGCUUCCACCAAUGUUGGGUUGAGACAGUGAUGCGCAUGGUAACAUCCGUCUCCUUUUCAAUUCUUUUUAAUGGUGAUAGACUUGACAGUUUUAAAUCUUCGAGGGGUAUCCGCCAAGGAGAUCCUAUCUCUCCCUAUUUGUUUCUUUUAGUAGCAGAGGGCCUUUCGUGCCUGUUAAAAGCUAGAAAUUAGUCGUCCGUACUCAAUGGGAUUAAAGUGGCACCAUCAGCUCCGGUGGUGUCUCACUUACUCUUCGCAGAUGACAGCCUGCUGUUUUUUAGAGCUAAUAGGGAAAGUGCAGAGGAAAUCAAGGAGGUACUCAACACUUAUUGUCAAGCUUCUGGACAAAGGAUUAAUAUGGAUAAGUCCUCAAUUCAUUUUGCGAAGGGCUGCAGGCAGUCUCUUCGAGAGGUGAUCAAGGACGAGCUGGAUGUCCAUAAUGAAUCUCUGAGUGAAAAAUACCUGGGCAUGCCGACAGAUGUGGGUGUUUCCACUAACAGGGCUUUCAAAUAUAUUAAAGAUCGUGUGUGGAAAAAGGUCCAGGGUUGGCUGGAGCAGUGCUUGUCAUCAGGUGGCAAGGAGGUACUGAUUAAAUCAGUUGCGCAAGCAAUACCUACUUUUUCGAUGUCCUGUUUUAAGCUCCCUAGAGGUUUAUGCCAGCACAUCAAUGGUUUAAUAAGGAACUUCUGGUGGGGUAGCAAGGAUGGAAAAAGGAGAACAUGCUGGGUCGCUUGGGAUGAGAUGAUCAAACCAAAAUGUAUGGGCGGCCUGGGCUUCAGGGAUAUUGAACUGUUUUAUCUUGCCUUACUGGCGAAGCAGGCUUGGCGCAUUCUCACGGAGGAGAGUUCGCUAAGUGCGCGAAUUAUAAAAGCAGUUUACUUCCCAAAUGUGGAUUUCUUAGAUGCUAAUCUAGGGUCUUCUCCCUCUCGGAUAUGGCGUUCCAUACUUGAUGGCAGGGAAGUCCUGGAGCGGGGACUAAUUAGGAGGAUCGGAACCGGAGAAUCAACACAUAUUUGGCAAAUGAAUUGGAUUCCGAGAGAAAACUCUCUUCGACCCUUUUAGGAGGGAUUUGACUGAUCCUCCGCAGAUGGUUAGUGAGUUGAUAGAUCACACGACGGCAUCAUGGGACGUCCAAAAGCUUCAUGUUGUUUUCUGUCCAUCUGAUGUUGAGGCAAUUCUAAAUAUACCACUUUGUACUCGGAGACAAGGGGAUUUUUGGGCAUGGCACCAUGAAAAGAGGGGUAUCUUCUCAGUUCGCUCAGCCUACAGGAUGUUGGCCAUAAACAAAGAACGAGCUACAACGUACCUAGAGAAUAUUGCUGGGAGAUCAGAUUUAAGGUCUGAGGAAAAUGAAUGGAUGUCGAUUUGGCAGGUAAAGGUACCAUCAAAGAUACAUGUGUUCUUAUGGAGGCUUGCUCAUCACUCCUUGCUGUCAAGGGAUGUACUGCACCAUAGGAACAUGGCUACUCAAAGCACUUGUUCGAUCUGUGGUAUGCCUGACUCGUGGAAGCACUCACUGAUAGAGUGCAACAUGGUGAAAUGUGUGUGGGCUCUAGAACGCGAGGAAAUUACACAGCUGAUGAGUGAAAUUCAGGAGACUAAACCUAGGGGUUGGUUAGCGGCUAUUUUUAGCUUGCUAAAGCAUGAAGAACUGACGAGGUUGGUGGUCACUCUUUGGGCCAUCUGGUAUGCUCGCAGGAAGGCGAUCCACGAGAGCUCUUUUCAAAGUCCUCUAUCUACUCACUAUUUUGUGAAUAAUUUUAUAGCCGACUUGGAGAUGAUCAAGACGGUGCAGACAACACCGGUGAGGGGAACCCAAGGUGUUCCACCCCGGUGGAUUCCCCCCACGAGGACUUGUUAAAAUCAAUGUUGAUGCAGCAGUUUCGAAGAAUUCAAGCAAGGCUGUGGCAGCUGCCAUCGCUAGGGAUGCUGCAGCUCAAAUCGAGGAAGCUUGAAGAAUUGGCGGAACAAAUUAAGAGUGACAGGGCAAAGCAUGAUGCUAAGGGAAAACAAGUUGAGAGUAGCAGAGAAGGAGAAAAUCUAAAUGCAAAUCAAGAUCAAAACCAAAAUGGUGAUACCAACAACAGUGGGGGAACUAUUGGAUCAAUCAACCAGGAGAAAGUGGAUGAAAUGUUAGCUGCAUCACUUGCUGCAGAGGAAGAGACAGGCUUCACUGGCGAGGAGAACCACUGUACAAGUGUUCCAUUGCAAGGAGCUGAAAUUGAUGAGGAUGAAGAUGAUGAUGAAGGAAUGAUAUUCCCUAUGACCACUGGUGACAUUGAUCCGGCAGUAUUGGCUUCCCUUCCUCCAUCGAUGCAGUUAGAUCUUCUUGUUCAGAUGAGGGAGAGGGUGAUGGCUGAAAACAGGCAGAAGUAUCAGAAAAUAAAAAAGGAACCUGCAAAAUUUUCAGAGCUUCAAAUACAGUCCUAUCUCAAAACAGUUGUUUUCCGUCGAAAGAUAGAUCAAGUUCAGAAGUGUGCUGCAGGUAAGGGUGUUGGAGGUGUCCAGACAUCGAAAAUAGCAUCAGAAGCUAACAGAGAGUUCAUUUUCUCGACAUCAUUCACUGGCGACAAACAGAUGUUGGCACAAAGAGGUGAAAAGGAGCAGAUUGUUGACAGUUCUCAUUCAAAAAGGGAAAUAAAUUCUGCUGUCUUCAGAUCUAAUCCUACAAGUAGUUCGGGAACCACGAAGCCUUCUACCAGCAAGCAUUUGAAGGAUUUUGGGCCUGAUGUUGAGACGUAUCGUGAUGAGAGAGGACGGAUUAGAGUAAGUAGGGUCAGAGCAAUGGGAAUUCGUAUGACUCGUGAUAUUCAAAGGAAUUUGGAUUUUAUCAAAGAGAAUGAGCAGGUAAGUAGGGUACAAACCAAUGUGCACAAAAUAUCAACUGUCAGUGAAGAGCCUCCUGAUUUUCCAGAACAUCUUUUUGAAAGUAAUGAGCUCCAGAGUUCUCUUAGUCUUGAUGAAGAAUUUUUAGAAACCGCUGAAGACAACCAACAGAUUUCAUCACUAGUGAGAGGAUCAGAUAACACUUCUGAGAGCACCUGUUAUGGAAAGAAGGAAACAAUUGAGAUAUCUUUCAUGGAUGAUCAAACUGAACCGAAGGACAACUAUGAUGAUAUAUUUUUGCAUUUAGCGUCUGGAACGGCAUCCGACAUAUUUGCUGACAAUGAUUGUUUGGAUAAAAAGAUGGAAGAAUCUGAAGGUUUUGAGUGUAUUUGGGAGGAAGGUGUAAAUGAAGGAGAAACACUUCCCAUGAAACUUGAUGAGAAGGAUAAUAAAUCAUGUAUGCCAGAGAAUUGCAGCGAUGAUGAGGUGGAAUGGGAGGAAGGUGAUAGCCUUGUACUUGGAGUUGCUUCCAGCAGUGAAUGUAAUACAUGUAAUGUACCGAAAGGGGACAUGGAAGAAGAAGCGCUCGUACAGGAAGCAAUAAGGAGGAGUUUAGAGGAUUUCGACAAGCAGGCAUCUGAGAAUGUGAGCACUGAAGAUAUGCAAGCAUCUGUUGGAAAUAGAUCCUUGCAAUUCUCUGAUGGUGUUUCUAAAAUAUCUGAAACUCAUGGUGAAACUACCUCACAUUCUGGAGCAGCUCUUGUGAAAGAGACAAAUGAAGAAUCAAGAAUAGAAAUCAAUCCUGAUGAUAAUGAUGUGAUACAUAGUACUGGACUAAUUGGAACUAAUAGACAAGAAAAUGAAAACCAACCUCAACGGGUGAAUAAUGAUGGGCACGUUGACGUGCACAGAGAUCAUCUGCUUGAGUCCCUUCCACAUUGUACGGCAUCCACUAGUAAUAUAGCAGAGAAAACAUCUGACAGCUCAAAAGUUAACUGCAACAAUGUGAUGAUAUCUAGAACUGAAAUUCCUGAAACACUUGUAGAUGGCCGUGAUAAAAAUAUUGAGCAAAAUAGUAUGAAUUCUAAUCAAUCAAAGUGCAGCCAAGAUGUUGCCAACAUUGGAGAAACCUUGAAGUCACCACGAAAGGAUCUUUUGGUUGAUGAACCAGUAGCUUGUACCACGGAACCAAAAGAACAUGCUACCGAGGGAGAUCUGAAGGUUUCAACUUCUGAGAUGAAUUAUACACAAGUUGGUGGCAAUGAUGACAGCCAUGGCAUAUCAGCAAAUUAUCUUGAUGAGGAAUUAUCUCGUCUUAGACAAGAACAGAUAGAUCUUGGUCAUGAACGACGAAAGCUUGAAAGUCAUGCAGAGUCUGUAAGCAGUGAGAUGUUUGCCGAAUGCCAGGAGUUGCUCCAAAUGUUUGGACUGCCAUAUAUUAUUGCACCAAUGGAAGCUGAAGCUCAAUGUGCAUACAUGGAAAUGAGCAACCUUGUUGAUGGAGUCGUCACUGAUGAUUCAGAUGUCUUUCUUUUUGGAGCAAGGAAUGUUUACAAGAACAUAUUUGAUGAUAGGAAGUAUGUGGAAACAUAUUUUAUGAAGGACAUUGAAUCUGAGCUUGGGCUAACAAGACAACAAUUGAUUCGUAUGGCUCUGCUUCUUGGGAGUGACUACACUGAAGGAGUUAGUGGUAUUGGCAUUGUGAAUGCUAUUGAAGUUGUGCAUGCAUUUCCUGAGGAAGAUGGACUGCAGAAGUUUAAAGAAUGGAUUGAAUCACCAGAUCCAUCGAUAUUUGGUCAACUGCAUAUGGAAAGAAGUAGUAAAUCGAAGAAAAGGAAAGCUGGUGGAAAUGAUUCAGAUGGAAAGGGGAAAGGCUUGGAACCUGAAUGCAAUCAGGGUUCCGAUGAUCGAUCUUCUAGUGAGACUGAACGCAUCAAGGAAAUAUUUAUGAGUAACCAUAGAAACGUGAGCAAGAACUGGCAUAUCCCUGCAGCUUUUCCUAGUGAGUCAGUAAUAAAUGCAUACAUUACCCCACAAGUUGACAAUUCAACAGAGCCUUUUUCAUGGGGAAGACCAGAUUUGGGCCUACUUCGCAAGUUAUGUUGGGAAAGAUUUGGGUGGGGCAAGGAGAAAGCUGAUGAACUGCUUCUUCCUGUUUUGAGAGAGUAUAAUAAACACGAGACUCAGCUACGCAUGGAGGCAUUCUAUUCAUUCAACGAGAGAUUUGCAAAGAUUCGCAGCAAAAGGAUUAAGAAAGCUAUCAAGGGCAUUACAGGAAAAAGUUUUCCUGACACAGAUGAACCUGAGCAGGAUAGUCCUGGUACUAUCAAGACUACUACGAAGAAAGAUGCAAGCUCCUCUAGCCAUCGUAGAGGUAGAGGAAAAAAGGACAGCAGUUCUAAAAUCAGGCAUAUGGAGAGUCCAGAAGAUAAGGAAACUGUUGAUCCUAAUAGUUUUGCUGAUAUGGAUGAGCUUACUAAAGAAAAUAACACCACAAAUAAAAGAAACAAGGGGAGGCCCUCUGGUUGCUCCAAAGGAAAAGGGCGAAGCAGGAAGAAUGCUGGACAUGAUGCAAAAGGAAGUCAGGUGGAUUCUGACACAAAAUAUUCUUCAGCUUCAGAUGAGGAUUCUCAUAAGACACAUACAAGCAAUUACAAAUCUGAAGGAAUUGGACCACGAAGGUCGAGUAGGAUGCGGAAACAAGUGACAUACAUGGAAGAUGGUGAUGAAGCAGAUGGCAGUGAUGUCCCCGUGCAUCAAAACGAUGAAAAUGACCCAGGUGAAACUGCUGAAAACACAGGAGGUGCAGGAUUUAAUCUGGCCUAUCAGGAUACGAGUGAACUGAACAGCAUUCAGAUGCAUACAGAUAUAGGCGCAGCCGAAGAUAUCAAUGAAGAUUCCCAGAGAUUUGAGUUAAAUGAGGGCCGUCAGGAUUUGGCGCCUAAAGACUACCUCUUCAGUGGAGGUGGUUUCUGUAUGGAGGAUGGUGACGAACUAGAACCAGCUGGUGAUCGAUGUGGUGCAGAAAUGGAGAAGCUAGGAAAAAGUAAUCCUAGUGACGAUAUGAUGGAGGUUUCAGACAGUGGCAAGAGUGCGAGUCUGUCAACGGCUGAGUGUACAGAGAAUGCAGGCAUGGAGGCACGAGGUGCGUCUUCGCAGCAGAGACGUAAGGCAAGCCGUGGUCUGAGCGCCAUGCCAACGCUUACCAAGCGUAGGAGAAAAUCAUGACAUGUUUGCAGCGUGUGCAGGGCUUGCACAAACAUUACGUUAUGAAUUAUACAUAAGCGGUAUAACGAAACAAAGGCAACAGGAGAAUAGUUUUAGGUAAGUGAUCUUCGAGUUUGGCAUGCCAAUUUUCAACACAGAUAAAUCCCCAGUUUUGCAAUUAUUGAGCACUAAAUGUUGCUCGCAACUAUUUAGCUAA